AUGGAAAUGUAUUAGCUUCUGGUAGUGAUGACCAGUCUAUUCGUUUAUGGGAUGUCAAAACAGGAUAAUAAAAAGCCAAGUUAGAUGGCCAUAAAUGGUAGGUUAACUCAGUCUGUUUCUCUCCUGAUGGAUAUACAUUAGCUUCUGGUAGUGUCUAUUCGACUAUGGGAUGUUAAAAAAGGAAAAUAAAAAGCCAAAUUAGAUGGUCAUAGUGAUUAUGUUUACUCAGUCUGUUUCUCUCCUGAUGGAAUUACAUUAGCUUCUGGUAGUGGUGAUAAGUCAAUUCGAAUAUGGGAUGUUAAAAAAGGAAAAUAAAAAGCCAAAUUAGAUGGUCAUAGUGACACCAUCUGGUCAGUCUGUUUCUCUUCUAAUGAGAAUACAUUAGCUUCUGGUAGUGGUGAUAAUUCUAUCUGUCUAUGGGAUAUCAAAACAGGAUAAUAAAAAGCCAAAUUGGAUGGUCAUUAUAAGAAUGUAAGGUCAGUUUGUUUUUCUCCUGAUGGAAAUACAUUAGCUUCUUGUAGUGAUGAUAAGUCUAUCCGUCUAUGGGACAUUUAAACAGGAUAAUAGAUAGCCGAAUUAGAUGGGCAUAGUGAUUAUGUUAGAUCAGUCUGUUUCUCUCCUGAUGAAAAUACAUUAUUGGCUUCUGGUAGUUAUGAUAGGUCUAUACGUCUAUGGGAUGUCAAAAUAGGAUAAUAAAAAGCCAAAUCGGAUGGUCAUAGUAAUUGUGUUACUUCAGUCUGCUUCUCUCCUGAUGGAUGUACAUUAGCAUCUGGUAGUUUGGAUAACUCUAUCCGUCUCUGGGAUGUUAAAACAGGGUCAUAGAAAGCCAAAUUAGAUGGUCAUUAAUAUUAAGUCAACUCAGUCUGUUUCUCUCCUGAUGGAUAUACAUUGGCAUCUGGUAGUAAUGAUAACUCUAUCCGUCUAUGGGAUGUAAAAACAGGAUAAUAAAAAGCCAAAUUGGAUGGUCAUAGUGAAUAUGUUAAGUCAGUAUAUUUCUCUCAUGAUGGAAAUACAUUAGCGUCUGGUAGUAAUGAUAAGUCUAUCCGUCUAUGGGAUGUAAAAACAGGAUAAUAAAAAGCCAAAUUAGAUGGUCAUAC
Molecule: messenger RNA, 1097 nt
Organism: Paramecium primaurelia
Lineage: Eukaryota; Ciliophora; Oligohymenophorea; Peniculida; Parameciidae
Source: the annotation of a GenBank genome assembly